AUGCGCGAAAUCUCCCCGAUUCGUGCGGAAGUUCAGAUCACUCCAUUGUGUGACCUAAUUGUCGGACGGAAUAGGCGCCUGUCGGUUCAGCUGGGUGAGUGGACGGGCAUUCGCAGUCAGCGCAUAAAGGGCAAUGUUUUUGAUCACAACAACGACUCAGUCAUCGAUCCCGAUGAGAUCAAGCGGACUAUGCACUUCCUCGGCGAGUCGGUGACGGACGAAGAGGUGCAGGCGAUGCUGUUGGAGGCCGACACCGAUCAAGACGGCCUCGUUAAUUUUGAAGGUACGUCUUUAUCCUUUUUGUUUAUUAGGGGAGUAAUUUUCGCUGCGUUUUACAGGUGUAUUCUAUUGAGACGCGUUCUCUGCAAAAUCACCCAAUUUGCUCGUUAA
This is a messenger RNA of Dibothriocephalus latus, 390 nucleotides long. The record is from the annotation of a GenBank genome assembly. NCBI's taxonomy places the organism in Eukaryota, Metazoa, Platyhelminthes, Cestoda, Diphyllobothriidea, Diphyllobothriidae.